This is a messenger RNA of Sorex fumeus (smoky shrew), 3671 nucleotides long. It is a transcript of the gene GOLIM4, whose product is annotated as golgi integral membrane protein 4. The record is from RefSeq and is a predicted model, not a curated record. The transcript is spliced from 16 exons. Lineage: Eukaryota; Metazoa; Chordata; Mammalia; Eulipotyphla; Soricidae. Gene Ontology annotation, cellular component: Golgi membrane; Golgi apparatus. The coding region runs from base 39 to 2147 and encodes 702 amino acids.
GCUGAGGCGCCGGCGCGGCCGCGGCGGGCGGCGGGACCAUGGGCAACGGGCUGUGCUCCCGAAAGCAGAAGCGCGUCCUGCAGACGCUGCUGCUCCUGGCCGUGGUCUUCGGCUUCCUCUACGGCGCGAUGCUCUACUACGAGCUGCAGACGCAGCUGCAGAAAGCCGAGGCGGUGGCGCUCAAGUACCAGCAGCACCAGGACUCGCUCUCCGCCCAGCUGCAAGUUGUAUAUGAACACAGAUCAAGAUUAGAGAAAUCCUUGCAAAAGGAAAGACUUGAACAUAAGAAAGCAAAGGAAGAUUUUCUUGUUUAUAAGUUAGAAGCACAAGAGACCCUAAAUAAGGGAAGGCAAGAUUCCAAUAGUAGAUACAGUGCAUUGAAUGUCCAACAUCAGAUGUUAAAGAGUCAGCACGAGGAGCUGAAGAAGCAGCACAGCGACCUGGAGGAGGAACAUCGGAAACAAGGAGAAGACUUCAGCAGGACAUUCAACGACCACAAACAGAAAUACCUGCAGCUGCAGCAAGAGAAGGAGCAAGAGCUUUCAAAGUUAAAAGAAACCGUGUACAACUUGAGAGAGGAGAACAGACAGUUAAGGAAAGCCCACCAGGACAUACACGUGCAGCUGCAGGAUGUCAAGCAACAGCAUAAGAAUUUACUCUCCGAGCAUGAACAACUUGUAGUGACUUUGGAAGACCACAAGAGUGCGCUAGCUGCUGCGCAGACUCAGGUUGCAGAAUAUAAACAGCUGAAAGAUACUCUGAAUCGGAUCCCCAGCUUUCGAAAAACAGAUCAAGCAGAGCAGCAGAAUGCUACCCAGGUGGGACAUUCUCCACACGGUGCUGGUGCAGCGAGAGAGGUGGUGGCUGGACAGCUCCAGGAGGCCCCUCGAAAUAGUGAAGUGUGGGAGAAGCAGGAAGCACUUCCUGAAAGGGCAGAAGAAAAGCCUUCUCCCAUAUCGAAGGAAGCUGAAUUUCAGGGUCCAGCUGAGCUGAAGCAGGGCGACGCAGAAGCCAGAGCACCAGAGGAACAGCAGGUAGAAGAGGAACACAGGGAGGCCCUGGCAGAGGAGGCCAUGGAGCAGGUUGGGCGGGCUGAACGUCUUCAGGAAGAACACGACCCGUCACCUGAGGAGCAGGACCGGGAGUGGAAGGAACAGCAUGAUCCAAAAGAAAGAAUCAACCUUCUAGAAAGACAUGUGCAUGCUGAGGUGGACCCUUCAGCCAAGUCCGAGUUCCGCUCCCCGUAUGAGGAGCAGCUGGAGCAGCAGAGACUGGCUGCCAGGCGGGCGGAGGAGGCUCAGAGGCUGAGAGAGCACCAGGAGGCUCUGCACCAGCACAGGCUGCAGGGACACCUGCUUCGACAGCGGCAGCAGCAGCAGCAGCAGCAGCAGCAGCAGCAGCAGCAGCAGCAGCAGCUUUUUGCCAGAGAGAUGCCUCAGCAGAGGCAUGCUGGGCCCGAGGAGGAGCGGCCGCAGCACUCCGAGCAGCUCAGGCAGCAAGCUCGAUAUGAUGCUAUGGAUAAUGAUAUUGUUCAGGGAGCAGACGAUCAGGGUAUCCAAGAAGUAGAAGGAGGUGCUUAUGAGAGAAACAAUCAACACCAAGAUGAGGCAGAAGAUCCUGAAAAUGAACGCGAGCCUCGCGAACAAGGGCCACGUGAAACGGACCCUGAAUCUGAAGCAGAUAGGGCAGCUGUAGAGGAUAUAAACCCAGCAGAUGACCCUAAUAAUCAAGGAGAAGAUGAAUUUGAGGAAGCUGAGCAAGUGAGAGAAGAAAAUUUGCCAGAUGAAAAUGAAGAUCAAAAACAAAGUAAUCAAAAGCAAGAGAAUGCAGAAAUGGAAGAGCAUUUGGUGCAGAUGGCAGGAAAUCCAGACCAGCAAGAGGAUAAUGUGGAUGAGCAGUACCAAGAAGAGGGAGAGGAGGAGGGUCAGGAAGAUUUGACUGAAGAGAAAAAAAGGGAAUUGGAACAUAAUGGUGAAGAGACUUAUGAUGAAAAUGCCGAUGACAAUAAAAACAAUGAAAGAGGAGAACAAGAGGUUCGAGUCGAGAAGCACCCCAAAGGCCGAGAGGCAAACUACCUGGAGGAUGAAGAGGAGGAGGAGGACGGGGCUGCUGUCGCGGAGAAGUCACACCGAAGAGCUGAAAUGUAGAUAUGCCCAGUAUCAUAGUGUUCAGCCAAUGGACUUAUUUCAAGCUGCUCAAAAAUGAAUUGGCCUACUGAACUCUAGGAUAUUUAAUAAGAAAAAUUUUGAAUUUAGACUUUUUUUAAACUUUUGUAUUAGAAAUGCACCAUACAUUUAUAUGAAUAUAUUUUGAUAACCUAGGUUAGAGCUCCUUUUAUAUUCAGCUAAACAGGAAAAUAACAGAACAGGUUCUGAGUCUCAUAUUACAUAGAUUAUGCAAUGUUGGAAAGGAAUUAGAUUUUGUAUAUGUUUUAAGCUUGUUACUUUUCUAUCUUCUUAUUUCCUAGGUGUUUUGUUGUUUGCCUUUGAAACAGUACAGGGUUUCAAAACAGGGGAUACCGCCAAAUGCUGUGCAAACUUAAGAAUAACUGGUGUACAGUUGCUGCCUUUGCGAGGUGCUUGUGCAAGACUGUGAAAUAAUUUUCACCAGUCUUAGUAGCUAUGACAGCAUCAAUGUAAAGAAUGACAUGACGUUUGACUGGGAAGAUAUGUGGCUUUUUUUCCUUUAGACUUUUAAAAUCAAUUAGAAAUAUGUAGGGUUUUACAUAAAAUCAGAUUGCUCUUGAAAGGAAUACAAAUUAUAAGUUAGGAAGCACUAAAACUUAGAACAAAUAAUAUUCUGGGCUUAGGUGUUUCAGUAUUCAAACAAGGUGCUGCCCAUUAGUAGGUUGUUUAGUGACUAGUGUGUAUGGGUAGUGAUUUCUGGAUCGUAGACCCGUUCAGAGAUUCCCCCACACCUUGUCCACAAAGUCAGCCAGUGACAUCCUGGUUUCAGUAUCAAGUUCCCUGCAGUAAUACCUAUAUAUACAUUUCUCUGUGUGCCUGGAAUAUAAUUACUUUGAUGCCAAGAAUGAGGGCAUAUCAGAUUGUACCGUAAAAUGGUACAAUAUGUACAAUUAAAAAUUAAAUUUUGCAAUGUUAAAACUACAGUGAGGUACACAUGAUAAUAUGGUAGGCUCUAAUAACUCUUCUUUUUCCAGGGAUUGGUUCUGUGUUAAUCCUUGUAUAAGAAAUUUGAGUGACUUUAAUUUUGAAAAUUCCUUAAAAUAAAAUUGUCAUUAGAGACAUUUCAUUCUCAAGCAUAAAGAUCUUUAUAUAAAAUAAAGUUAUAUGCCUGUGGUUUGAAAUAAUACUCCCAAAUUAAUAAAAACAAACCAGUUUCUACCAUUGAAUGUAACUUUAGUUUUUAAUAAUCAUGCUCUUAAAUGGUCUUGAUGAUCCCAGUUGAGUGACUAUAUUCACAUGCUUAGGAAUGUUGUUCAAGUGUACUUUCAAUUUUCAGUGAUCAUAAAUCUUACCUUUAUGUAUAAAAACUUUAUGUAAUGUAAAAUGUAUAAUACUGUACAUAAUAUUAAGAAUACAAUUAUUUUGGUAAAUUAGUUUGUAUUUUUAAUGUCCCAGUUGCAGUAUUUAAUUAUUUGAAGCAUAUUGAAAGUUGGUAAUAGUCAAUAAAGCUAUAGAAAGCAGCAGUAAAUCUCUCAAAAUACUUGA